Molecule: messenger RNA, 972 nt
Organism: Achroia grisella
Lineage: Eukaryota; Metazoa; Arthropoda; Insecta; Lepidoptera; Pyralidae
Product: transcription termination factor Rho-like
Exons: 3
Coding region: 1-972 (323 amino acids)
Source: RefSeq, a predicted model, not a curated record
AUGUCCGCCGCGGACACGGCCCCGCCGUCACCGCCGCGACCGUGUCCGUGUCCGCGGCGGACACGGCCGUCGGCCGCGGACGACGCGCCAGGCGACGACGGUAGCCGCCGUCACCGCCGCGACCGUGUCGUGUCCGCGGCGGACGACGACGGUAGCCGCCGUCACCGCCGCGACCGUGUCCGUGUCCGCGGCGGACACGGCCGUCGGCCGCGGACGACGCGCCAGGCGACGACGGUAGCCGCCGUCACCGCCGCGACCGUGUCGCUGUCCGCCGCGGACGACGACGGUAGCUCGCGCCGUCACCGCCGCGACCGUGUCCGUGUCCGCCGCGGACACGGCCGUCGGCCGCGGACGACGCGCCAGGCGACGACGCUCACCCACCAGCUGGUAGCCGCCGUCACCGCCGCGACCGUGUCCGUGUCCGCGGCGGACGACGACGGUAGCCGCCGUCACCGCCGCGACCGUGUCCGUCCGCGGCGGACACGGCCGUCGGCCGCGGACGACGCGCCAGGCGACGACGCCGCCGUCACCGCCGCGACCGUGUCCGUCCGCGGCGGACACGGCCGUCGGCCGCGGACGACGCGCCAGGCGACGACGGUAGCCGCCGUCACCGCCGCGACCGUGUCCGUGUCCGCGGCGGACGACGACGGUAGCCGCCGUCACCGCCGCGACCGUGUCCGUCCGCGGCGGACACGGCCGUCGGCCGCGGACGACGCGCCAGGCGACGACGGUAGCCGCCGUCACCGCCGCGACCGUGUCGUGUCCGCGGCGGACGACGACGGUAGCCGCCGUCACCGCCGCGACCGUGUCCGUGUCCGCGGCGGACACGGCCGUCGGCCGCGGACGACGCGCCAGGCGACGACGGUAGCCGCCGUCACCGCCGCGACCGUGUCCGUGUCCGCGGCGGACGACGACGGUAGCCGCCGUCACCGCCGCGACCGUGUCCGUGUCCGCGGCGGACGACGACGGUAG